AUGUCUAGUUAUUACUUGCCGCUGUCGUUAGAAACCAGCGCUAAUCGCCGGCUGGUGCUUGAAAACGGAAUCAAUGUCCUCCUCGUCUCCGAUCCCACUUUGGACUCGGUGGGGUGUGGCUUUUCCGUUGCCGUGGGCCACCAUUCAAACCCGCCAGAUAGCUACGGUCUAGCCCAUUUCUGCGAACACAUGGUCUGUGUGAGCUCGAAGGAGUUCAAGGAAACUGAUCUGUGCAAAAAACUCGUGUACAAGUCCGGGGGUAGAUGGAAUGCCGUGACUGUUGGUGAGAAAACUAGCUUCUUUUUUGAGGUUCCGGUCGUGAAGAUGCAGGGUUCCUCAGAGACGGUGUUUGAACAACUGUUGAAGGUGUUCCCCUCGUGCUUCAGAUCGCCUGCUUUCGACUACACGUACGCAAAACGAGAAAUGGUGGCAGUCGAUAAUGAACACACCAAGAAUCGCUGUGUGGUGGGGAAAAUCGCCCAUCACGGUUUGAAACUGCUGGCAAACCCUAACCAUCCGUUCCACCAGUUCAGUACAGGCAAUUUUGACACCUUGUCCAGCGGCCGCAAGUCAAACGUGAAGGACGAGCUGGUCCAGUUUUUCAACCAAAAUUACCACGCCUGGAAAUCUGCCCUCGUCCUAAAAGGCCCUCAAUCGUUGAACGUUCUCCAGAAACUGGCAGUGGCUAACUUCUCCGACUGUCUCUCAGUGAAACCAAAAGAAACCACUAAUGUGCUGAAAACCAGCUGGGACCACGUUUAUCAAUCAAAGGUGUUUACUGAUUUUGGUAAAAUGGCCGUCAUCGAGAGCCAAGGAACCUCACCAAUACUAAGAGUUUAUUUCCCUUUUGAAAUUGCAGAUAAGGACUCUCUGGUGUUUGCACAGGCCUGGUGCUACAUUAUGGGAAGUGAAAACCAGGUUUCUUUCAACGCUCAACUCUUUGAUGCAGGGCUCGUCAAGACGUCUGUUUCUUCAGCUCCAAUAAUCACUUUUAAAGACAGAGUUCUGCAGCUCGAGUUUAAUCUCACUCCAAUGGGUGCAAGAGAGUACGGGAAAAUAUUAGACUAUUUGAUCAAGUACACCGAAUUUGUGUUUUCUUCAGACCCGAAACGAGUCAAACGGAUGGCCAAGCUUCUUUCGCAAUUCAACUCCAUUGAGCUGUACAACUUCAUUCAUCAUGACCCUGACGUUUCCAUUUCUGCUCAGUGCCGAAUCCUGAGUCAGCGACUCUUGGAAGACCAGAAAAUUAACAACUCGUGGCUAUUCAAAUCGUCGCCAUGUUGGGGGUUUGACGAUCCUGGGUAUAGUGGCUCUUACGAGGAGUCUUCCGAGUCUCAAGCGUGGUGGAUAAACAAAGCCGGAAGCUUCUCCGGCCAGAUUUGUCGCACAGUGUCUCGUUCCAAUAUUUUGGCUACCCUGGUUGCAGAUUCAGAUGUGGUUGCAAAAUUUGGCCACUCUUUUUCAACCGACCAGUACUUCCAAUUUAAGUUCAAAAUUGUUCCUAUUGAGUAUGAGGAAUAUGUCUUUGCAUGUCAUUUGCAACGACCAAACCAGUUUGUGGUUGGGCAAAUAGACAACCAGACUGUGAUGUACAGAGCUUUGAUGUCAUCUAUGAGAAAGAGUCAGAAUUUUGUCUAUGCUACCAAACGCGAGGCGACUCCACCUGUUCAAUUGAACUCACCCGACAAUGUUCAAUUGUGGUACCAAAAGGAUACUGACAAAUACCAGGAAAAGGUUUUUCUUACUGUGGAGCUGACCAACCCAAUGAAGCCCUGCGUCGAGACUACUCUUUCAUUGGAGAUGUUUUGCGAUAUUGUCAAAGAACACCUGCGCGAAACCCUGUACCCGGCUCUCGAGCUAUACUAUGCAUUUGACAUUGUACACGCAAUGAAGGGUAAUUGCGGGAUUGUUGUUCACGUUUCUGGUUCAUCUGUUGGUGUCUACGAGAUAUUCAACAUUAUCAUGGAGACCAUCAAAACUCUGAGUAAGGAUCUCGGAUCCUAUCUGACUCCGGCCAUGUUCCGUAAAUCACGCAUCAGAAUCAAAAUGAAGUACGAGAACCUUCGUACUUUGAGAUCUCACGAACUCGCCUCUUUGGGAUUGGUGUCCGUUCUGGAAUCGUGCACAUGGGGACUCGAUGAUCGUUUGGAGGCUCUCGAAGAACUCGAUCUGGUGAGUGUUUCGCAAUUGAUGUCGAAGGUCUUCCGAUCAUGUCACUUGGUCAGUUUCUUGCAUGGAGACGCUGAGAUUUCCGAUUAUCAGAAAGUUAUUUCCUCGAUCCAGUCAACGGUUGAUGAGUUUUCACCGAAAUUAGACAACACGAAAACGCUAGAGCUACCGGUCAAUUGUAAUUACCGAAUCCAUGGACAUUCCCCGGAUGAGACAAAUGCACUGGUCUCUUUCACUCAGCUUGGAAGACGUGAGAAUGUUUACGAGAGGUCUAUGGCCCGUUUUGCUGCAUAUAUAUUGUCUACAUUGUUCGCAGCCAAGUUGAGGACGCAGUACCAGCUUGGUUAUGUUGUCUUUGUUGGACUGAGAACACUCAAGGAAACAGUCGGUAUCCAUUUCACCAUCAUGAGCGGCGACUUCACACCGCUCGAUCUGGAUGCUAAAAUUGAAGAAAUUCUGAAAGAGUGGUUUGUUGAGUUCCAAAGAGCAGGAGCACGGUUUGAGACAGAAAAGCAAAAUUUCCUACAAUCAUAUCUUCGGCCAUCUCAAGAAAGCUCCAGCUUGACAUUUGGUGCUAUUGGAACCAGUUUGGGGGAUGGUGCACUGAUCAAGGAACACCAAAACUUUUGGGACCAAAUCUACAACCAAUCUUUUAGAUUUUCCAGCUCUGGCCACGACGACAUUGAUCGCAGCGUAAUUGAUCGAUUGGAGUUUGCAGACUUUGCAAAGUACUUGGACAAAAAAAUGCUUUCUGAGGAUCGUUCUAAACUAUCUAUCAUGCUUGCUACCAAAUUGGACGCCAGAGAAGCAGAGAGGAAAUUAAGACCAAUGCGGUUGCAAAUGUUCCUGACGGCAGCUGGUCUGCCCGUGAAAGGAGACAAGAUCAAACAGAUCGUGGAUGAGGCCGGUGAUUCUCAAACACAGCUGGUGAGACUUCUAUUCAAGCAUUACCAGGGAGAAGGAAGUUCUAUUCGGCUUAUUUCGACGGCAAUUGCCAAAAUUGCAAAGGACUUGUUCGCCAGGUCGAAAAAAAUCGAAGUGUCCACUGUGGCUUCCACGGAGAUUAUCAAUUUGGAUAGCUGGAAGCAUCAGUUGCAAGAAGUUUGA
Molecule: messenger RNA, 3276 nt
Organism: Ogataea philodendri
Lineage: Eukaryota; Fungi; Ascomycota; Pichiomycetes; Pichiales; Pichiaceae
Exons: 1
Coding region: 1-3276 (1091 amino acids)
Biological process (GO): peptide catabolic process
Cellular component (GO): mitochondrion; cytosol
Molecular function (GO): metalloendopeptidase activity; metal ion binding
Source: RefSeq, a predicted model, not a curated record